GGGACGCUGGUGAUGGCACGCAGCACGACGACGGUGACAGCAAAGCAUAAAUAGAGGCAUCAUGUCCUACAUUUUGUUUCGCGCUGUGACUCAACCACCUUCACCUGACUCUCCUUCACCAUCCUCCCUUUGCCACUGUCACUCGCCCCUUUGACAAUGUAUCUCAAGGCAACUCUUCUCACGGCGGGCCUUCUACCCUUAGCCAACGCCCUGCCCAAGCCUCAGUUAACCUACGAUGAGAACACCGGCCCAGUUGGCGGCGUGGAUCCCCCUUUCCCAACCUUCACCGCUGCCGCAGGCGACUUGCGUGGAUCGACAGAUCUACAGGGUGGCAUCGCCUCGCGCCCACCAACCUCUGGGGGAGACUCGGCAGUAGUACCGAACCCGGAGCUCGUGAAUGGCCAAGAGGCCGACUCAGAUCUUGGGCUGUACCUCGACUUCAACAGCGCCAAGGCCCCCAACGGACCGCAACCUAUCCGCGGCGGUGAGGGUGGCACUGACCCGGGUCCGCGUACGUUUGAGUACGAGAAGCUGAACCCCGAUCUUUUUGCGCCUCCGGGAACCGACUCUGGCGAUGUGCCCAACGCAAUGUGGCCGCUUGGCCUCAGUCACAACCGCGCGGGAAUUGGCAAGGAGUCCGGCUGGGCAAGGCAGCAAAACUCCGGUGUGUUACCUAUAGCCACGGAAAUGGCCGGUGUUGACAUGAGAUUGGCGCCUCAUGCCUACCGAGAGCUACAUUGGCAUACCUCUGCUGAAUGGGCCCUAGUUCUAAAGGGAAGUGUUCGUGUCGCGGCUAUGAACGAAGAUGGAGCGUCUUUCAUAGAUGAUGUUACAGCCGGCGACGUCUGGUUCUUCCCUCCAGGUGUCCCCCACAGUCUACAGGGCCUUGACGAAGGCUGCGAGUUCCUCUUGGUCUUUGACGACGGUAACUUCUCAGAGGAAGACACGUUCCUUGCCACUGAGAUGAUGCUACGCUCACCUAAGGAGGUCUGGGCCAAGAACCUAGACAUUGAUGUCAAGGAUCUCGACAACAUACCCCAGGAUCAGAAAUAUAUCUUCAAUGGAACACCAGCACCUGCUGAUAUCGAGAAGCAAAACAUUACAGGCUCCGCGGGUUCGCUUACUGGAUCUACUGCUUACACUUACCAUUGGUCACAGCAGGAGUUCCACAACACAACUGGAGGCAGUGUCAAGAUCUUGGAUCCUGUUACCUUCCCCAUUGCCGACAUGUUCUCCGCUGCCUUGGUUGUUCUAGAGCCUGGCGCUAUGCGAGAGGUCCAUUGGCACACCACUUCAGACGAAUGGUCGUACUUUCUCCAAGGAUCGGCCCGCAUCACUGUCUUCGCAGCCCCCGCAUCUUCUCGUACUUUCGACUUCACCGCCGGCGAUGUAGGAUAUAUUCCUCAGGCACAAGGACACUACGUUGAGAACACCGGAACCGAGGACGUUAUCUUCCUCGAGGUUUUGCAAGCCAAAAAGUUCGGCGAUAUCAGCGCCUCACAGUGGUUAGCCCUUACACCUCGCCAAGUUGUUAAGGAUACGCUGGGCUUCAGUGACGAGAUCCUUGACAAACUACCUAAGGACAAGACUCUCAUCAAGCCCGGCAAUGCGAACUUGACGGCUCUUGCUGGCGAGUCUUAAUGGCCG
This is a messenger RNA of Xylaria bambusicola, 1647 nucleotides long. Its product is annotated as Bicupin, oxalate decarboxylase/oxidase. The transcript has 5 exons. Gene Ontology annotation, biological process: oxalate metabolic process. Lineage: Eukaryota; Fungi; Ascomycota; Sordariomycetes; Xylariales; Xylariaceae. The coding region runs from base 157 to 1641 and encodes 494 amino acids. The record is from RefSeq and is a predicted model, not a curated record.